GAGGAGCUGAAAAACCAUCUAUUCCCUCCUACAUACGGAAGAAAGAGACGAGCGAGCGACUGGCCAAGGCUCUAUGCUCGACGUCUAAGACGGAGUAACGAAGAACUUUCAAUUGAUACAAGAAUCCGCCUUACUUCGACAGAGAUAAAGAGCCAAGGGGAGAUUUUUUUAACUAACUGCUGUCUCUUCUUGCCUUUACGGUCUUCAUUUCCUCCAAGGUCAUCGUUUUAAACUCUUUACCUUGCAAUAGUACGCUUAAAAUCUGAUUUAGGGUUUGGGUUUUGAUUUGUUUCCCCUACUGAACUCAAGGGUUUUGAGGAGUCCUUUGUUUCUCAUGGUAUAGGAUAAACCCUAAGCCAGUUUGUGUUGUUUAAGACAGAUAGAAAUAGAUAUGUCGGCUAAUAAUAAUAAUAACCCAGCAAGAAAUAUUGGGACACCGACCCAUUUCGGUAAUUCAGGGGCAAUUCCACAGUCUAUGGCUAUGAAUCAUCAGGCUCACUUACUCUCACAGACCCAACGUCAAACACAUGGAUUGCAUCAAUUUCCAGGUCAUUUUCAGCUUUCUGAACCUCAAUCUCAAGCACAAGCACAAGCUCAAGCUCAAGCUCAAGCUGUUGCUCAGAUGCAGUAUGCUCAAGCUCAAGCUCAGGCUCAUGCCCAAGCUCAGGCUCAUGCCCAGGCUCAGGCUCAGGCUCAGGCUCAUGCCCAGGCUCAGUUUCAAUCUCAGUUACAAGCUCAAGCCCAUUCAUUUACACAGAUGCAAAACAAUGUUGGUGUGUCUUCACCAUCCAUCUUGACAGCUGGCAACAUUUCAGCCAAACGUGUUCCCCAUAAACCACCUAUCAGGCCCCCAGGUUCUUCGAGUGCUGCUGCAGUUUCACCUUUGAAAACAAUGGAGCUUACUCCUGCUUCACGUAAGAAGAAACCGAAGCUUACAGAUAAGCAAAUUCCGGAUAAAGUAGCUGCUAUUUUGCCAGAAUCGGCUCUUUAUACUCAGCUGGUUGAGUUCGAGGCUCGUGUUGAUGCUGCUCUAGUGAGGAAGAAGGUUGACAUUCAAGAAGCUAUCAAAGCUCCUCCUAGGUUUCAAAAAACCCUUCGCAUUUAUGUCUUCAAUACCUUUGCAAAUCAGGGUCAGUCAGUCUCGGAUGAUAAAGAUGCAGAGCCUCCUUCUUGGUCGCUCAAGAUUGCUGGUCGAAUCUUGGAUGAUGGACCAGAAACAAAUGCUGCCUCCUACCCAAAAUUCUCAUCAUUCUUUAAGAAGAUAACGGUUUACUUGGAUCAAAAUCUCUAUCCGGACAAUAAUGUGAUUUUGUGGGAGAGUUCACGUUCACCUGUUUUGCAGGAGGGGUUUGAAGUGAAGAGGAAAGGAAACAAAGAAUUCAAUGCAAUUAUCAGAAUAGAAAUGAAUUACAUGCCUGAUAAAUAUAAACUUUCCCCUCCUUUAGUCGAACUUCUUGGAGUUGAGGUAGAAACACGUCCAAGAAUUAUUGCUGCAGUCUGGCACUAUGUGAAGGCUAAAAAACUGCAGAUUCCAAACGAUCCUUCCUUCUUCAUGUGUGAUCUGCCUCUUCAAAAAUUAUUUGGGGAAGAUAAGAUGAAAUUCUCCAUGGUUUCCCAAAAGAUAUCACAUUACUUGACUGCACCACCACCUAUACAAUUGGAGCAUCAGAUUAAGCUUUCGGGUAAUAAUCCAUAUGGGAAUACUUGUUAUGAUGUGCUGGUUGAUGUUCCUGUUGCAUUACAGCAAGAUAUGUCUGCUUUCUUGGAAAAGUUAGAAAAACAAAAGGAAAUUGAGGCUUGUGAUCUAGCCAUUUCUAAUGCUAUAAAGAAGAUACAUGACCAUCGGCGUAGGAGGGCUUUUUUCCUUAGUUUUAGCCAAUCUCCGGCUGAAUUCAUCAACUCACUGAUUGCUUCUCAAAGUAAGGACUUGAAAAUUGCUGCUGGUGAUGCUAACCGCAAUACAGACAGGGAACGACACUCCGAGUUCUAUAAUCAGCCUUGGGUCGAAGAUGCUGUCAUUCGAUAUCUGAACCGCAAACCUCUCGGUGGAACUGAUGCGCCUGGAAGCACAUAGUUCAGAGUUUGAGUUUUUUUUUGAAAGAGAAGUUCAGAGUUUGAGUUGCUGACUGACAAUCUUCACUGGAAACAUAAUUUUGUCAGAUUUCUGAUCAUCCUAAUGUGGAUGUAGAUGGAAUUCAUUUUGAAAAUUGAACUCAAUCUAACACAUUUUCUGGGAAUUUUAUUUGCAGUUUCUUGAUCCACAGAUACAUACAGAAAUAGAAGGGAAAGUGUUUCCCAAUAGGUUAUUCCUUCUGUGUUUCUAAUACUUGUUCUUUCUUUUGUCUUUGAUGUAGUGGGUAUUCUUCUCUUCUGUCCACUGACUUUAAUGGUUGAGAUCUUGUCAGAUUUUGUUCAAUUAUAUAGAUCCAUUUAGGAGGAAUAUUAUCAUCUUAAA
Messenger RNA from Impatiens glandulifera, 2455 nucleotides. Its product is annotated as SWI/SNF complex component SNF12 homolog. Gene Ontology annotation, cellular component: SWI/SNF complex; nucleus. The record is from RefSeq and is a predicted model, not a curated record. Bases 392 to 2074 code for a protein of 560 amino acids. The transcript is spliced from 3 exons. Gene Ontology annotation, biological process: regulation of transcription by RNA polymerase II. Lineage: Eukaryota; Viridiplantae; Streptophyta; Magnoliopsida; Ericales; Balsaminaceae.